Molecule: messenger RNA, 2766 nt
Organism: Alternaria postmessia
Lineage: Eukaryota; Fungi; Ascomycota; Dothideomycetes; Pleosporales; Pleosporaceae
Exons: 1
Coding region: 1-2766 (921 amino acids)
Biological process (GO): ubiquitin-dependent protein catabolic process
Cellular component (GO): anaphase-promoting complex
Molecular function (GO): ubiquitin protein ligase binding
Source: RefSeq, a predicted model, not a curated record
AUGGACCAUUCGACCCUCGUCUUCGCGUCCGUCUUCCCAGUCCUCUCCUUCUCACAUAGCACGCCGACGCCGGUUGCGACACCGGAUUUGGGUCACAUAGCGCCAGGUACCUCGUUUGGGAGUCCCUAUGCUCUGCGGAAUUCUGAGAGCCGGACGCCAGCGCAAGCACAGGGCCAGGGACAACACAGAGCAGUCAAGCGCAACAUAGCAUGGAGCUGCGCAACACGAUUCCUGAGUUUACCAAAAGACGUCAAUUGCGUUUUGAGAACACAAAAGAAUAGAGAAGUCGAAGAAGCGCUGAGCUUUUUGUUGAAUGGAGAGGGCAAGAGUGAUGAUGGGAAGGAAGAAACUCUGGUUGAAUGGUAUACAAAUGAGUGCAGGUUACACUUUGCGAACCACGUUCGGCCAGUGCUAGAAGAUCUAUGGAGGGACGAGGUUGAACUCGAGCGGUCGUGGGAUAUUCUUGAUGAAACCCAGCGCAUCCUCGAGCAAGUGCAGAACGCGUAUCUCCAACCUUUCACCGAGCACUUGCUGCCCCUUGUGCGGCAGAACGCCAGUAAUACGACCCUUCGGCCGAGCAGAUCUACACAGAUAGCUGACUCAGAUACUGCGAGUGUAGCCGAUUGGAAGUUCCGCCGGGAUGUACAAGCUGUCUUUGCACAUUGUCUGCCACUACAACGAUAUGGGAAAACGCUGAGCUAUGUUCUUUACGACGCAGGAUGCCGAUUGUUUCGCAUAUAUACCCGAAACGACGGUAUGCAGCCGAGUACCACACCCGAGAACACGCAAGAGUUCAGGAAGCGGAUGACCAUGCUGCUACAAAGCCUCGAGCGCGUUGGGCUUGGUGGUGAUAGUGCACAGAAGGCUUUCGCGCAUGCGAUGAAUAAGCUGUUUGACUCCUUCAUUACAAGCCACUACUUAAAGGUAGAUUGGUACUCCAAGAAGUCCAUCGUGCCGCAGUUAAGGUUGUGGAUUCAAGACGGCUUCUGUCCGCUUGUCGAACUGGUAUUGGAAUGUCUGCGGUGCGAGCAGAGCAAUAUCCAAACCACUGAACUGACCUCAUGGCAAGAGAUGGCGCUGGGUAGGUUGGGACGAGCAAGAGUCGACAACUUGUUCGAUUUUGUCAUCAACUGGGACAAGAGUCUGGGUGCCAUUCUGGACAUCAAAGAGUAUCUACGAGUUUCGAACGCAAAGCAGCAUCUUACUUCAAGCUUUUCCCAGCAAGUAUCGAGACGACUAUUACAUCCUGGGGCUACGACCACUUACAUACUGAACGUCUACAUAUUCAUCAUUCGAUCGUUCCACGAGCUAGAACCUAAGGGCGUACUCUUAGAGCGCGUAGCUAGACCGAUCAGGCGGUACCUAAAAGAGCGUGAAGAUACAGCACGAAUCAUCAUAUCAAGUCUACUUACUGAUCUCAGCGAUGAGACGGGCAGUAAGUUCUCAUCGAACAGCGAGCUCUCAUAUGAGAUUGCUAGUGAGAUGGGAAAGCCGUUCGCAAACUACGGACAGGAUACUGAUGAGGAGCUCAACUGGAAUGACAUGAACUGGCAGCCGCUUCCACAAGACGCAUCACCAGACUAUAAAAAGUCAAAGGUCGAGGAUGUGAUAUGGUUUUUGCUAACACUCUGGGAGCGAGAGGAUUUUAUCAAUGAGCUGAAGAACAUAUAUGGAGACCACUUGCUUAGAUGUCAAGACCCUGAGUAUGAGAAAGAAAUCCGACUUUUGGAGCUCAUCAAAGUGCGGCUAGGCGACGACAAGCUGCAGGCUUGCGAAGUCAUGCUGCGAGAUGUUUUAGAAUCAAAGCGUAUCAACGGUACCAUCCGCACGACAAUCAAUGUACCAACUGCAGCAUCACUUGUCACGCCAGAUCACCGUAGCAUAGAGCCUCGAACGCCAGAUGGCCAACACCCGCGGACACCUCAGCCCCGAAGGCCAACACGGUUAACUCGAAACAUCACUCCCUCUACCUCCAGUGCCGCAACACCCCCUGGUCCCACGCUCAACGCACAGAUUUUAUCAUCAUUCUUCUGGCCCCAGCUUCGCGACGACACAUUCCGCGUACCUGCGCAGAUUGAUGCAUUACAGAAGGAAUACGAGUCACGUUUCGAGCGUAUCAAAGGAAUGCGCAAACUGCGGUGGAUGAAUGCCUUGGGCGACGGCUCCAUAACCCUCACAUUUGACGACCGCACUGAGGACUUUGAUCAUCUCACACCCUGGCAAGUUAGUGUAAUUUAUGCCUUCCAACCUCAGCCCGACGAGGAAACAAAGCAUGCAGACAAAGGCGGCGAGGGUAUAACACGCAGCGUGUCUCAGCUAGAAGAGAUGCUGGAGAUGGACGAAAGCCUCGUACACCAAGCCCUCUCCUUCUGGGUGGGCAAAUCCGUCCUCCGCUUCCACGUCCCAUCCACAUAUUCUAUUAUCGAGUCCCUCCCUAAACCCACAUCUAAGACUGGUGCGCAUGAUGCCGACGCUGCAGCCGCAGCAGAAGAACUAGCUACAAUCCAAGCCAACGCUACAAACAACACCGUGAAGUCGCAAAGCGAGAUGCUAGAGGAGAAGAAGGAUGUCUAUACGGCUUUCAUAUUGGGGAUGCUAACAAAUCAGGGUAAUAUGAAUGUGGGCCGCAUAGCUAUGAUGAUGCGGAUGAUGGUUCAAGGCGGAUUCCCGUUUGGACCUGAAGAGGUGAAGAAGUUGUUGGGCGAAUUAGAAGUCGAUGGCAAGGUUGUUAGCAUGGGUGGCGAUGUCUGGAGCGUCAGGAAAUGA